Molecule: messenger RNA, 2620 nt
Organism: Cyprinodon variegatus (sheepshead minnow)
Lineage: Eukaryota; Metazoa; Chordata; Actinopteri; Cyprinodontiformes; Cyprinodontidae
Gene: qtrt1
Product: queuine tRNA-ribosyltransferase 1
Exons: 9
Coding region: 37-1290 (417 amino acids)
Cellular component (GO): cytosol
Molecular function (GO): tRNA-guanosine(34) queuine transglycosylase activity
Source: RefSeq, a predicted model, not a curated record
AACUCUCGUUUCCUGCUUACGCUCGAACUGAGGAAUAUGUCUGCCACCAGAAACUCAGAAGCAGAUGGGAAUAUGAAAGAAAGCAGCAUGCAUUUUAAGAAAGCUUUAUCCGCAGCUCCGGCUCUCUCCCUGAAGAUUAUUGCCGAAUGCCCUGUGACCAAAGCAAGAGCCUGCGACCUGACUCUGCCUCACUGCACAGUCAGCACGCCGGUUUUUAUGCCUGUUGGGACUCAGGGGACCUUAAAGGGGAUCACUGUGGAUCAGCUGGAGGGUCUCGGUUGCCAGAUCUGUUUAGGAAACACAUACCACUUGGGUAUGAGGCCGGGAACGGAGUUGAUAGAGAAAGCCAACGGUUUACAUGGGUUUAUGAACUGGAAGAGAAAUCUUCUAACUGACAGUGGAGGAUUCCAAAUGGUGUCUCUUGUUGAACUAUCAGAGGUUACAGAGGAAGGUGUCAAAUUCAAGUCCCCUUAUGAUGGCAAAGAGAUCUUAUUGAGCCCUGAGAAGUCCAUCAGCAUACAGAACAGCCUGGGGUCAGACAUCAUGAUGCAGCUGGAUGACGUGGUCAGUAGUACUGUGAAGGGACCGCGGGUGGAGGAAGCCAUGCAUAGAUCCAUUCGCUGGCUGGACCGCUGCAUAGCUGCUAAUAAACAUCCAGACAAACAGAACCUUUUCGCCAUCAUCCAGGGAGGACUCAAUGCAGAGCUCCGCAAGGCCUGUCUAGAUGAAAUGAUUCAGCGGGACGUUCCUGGGUUUGCCAUUGGUGGCUUGAGUGGAGGAGAGGAGAAGGACGAUUUCUGGCGGAUGGUCACACUGAGCACUGACUACCUGCCACGGGAAAAGCCUCGCUACCUGAUGGGUGUCGGGUAUGCUGUGGACCUGGUGGUGUGUGUCGCUUUGGGAUGCGACAUGUUUGACUGCGUCUUCCCAACCCGCACUGCAAGGUUUGGUUCUGCCUUGGUGCCUUGGGGGUCUCUUCAAGUGAAGCAAAAGCAGUAUGCCAAAGACUUUCAGCCCAUAGAUCCUGACUGCCAGUGCCCCACCUGCAAAAGACAUAGUCGGGCUUACCUGCAUGCUUUGUUCAAGAGUGACACCGCGGCAAUGCAUCACAUCACCAUUCACAACAUUGCCUACCAGCUUACUCUGAUGCGUUCUGUGAGGCAGAGCAUCGUGGAAGGCCGCUUCCCUGAGUUCAUACAGACAUUCAUGAAGCGAAUGUUUCCAUCCAGGGAUCAGUACCCCAGCUGGGCGGUGGAUGCUUUGGCUUCUGUCAACGUGACUUUGGAAUAGGACUUUUUAAGCCCAAAACUCCAAAUGGAGAAACCCGUCAACCAUGGACUGUAGGAAAAAAAAAAAAAAAAAAACAUUUUUGUACCCUUUUCUUAAAGAUUUUUUUAUAUAAGCUUUUUAAGCUCUUUCCAGUUUUAUGAGAACAAUUUAAUUCGCUUCUGUUAUUUCAGUGUCUGACAUUAUAAAAAUAAAUUGGCUUUAAAGGAUGAUUUAAACGCAUGAACAUUUCCUUUGAAAUUCACAGUUUUUGUUACCAUGGUUACAGAGGGAUGCCCUCCUAUUUCCUUUUUUUAUUUCUACUUUCCUCCUAGUCUUUUUAUACACUUCCUGUAAUGUAUUUUAGUUUAUUUGGUUUCAGCAUUUCUUUGCUAUUCUAAGUAAUAUCUCCCUAGAUUUUAACCCUAGACUCAACACAUCAUGCAAGAACUGAUUAAAGAUUAUACAUUUGCUCCAUGAUGGCCACCAGAGGGCAAAAUGGAUGCAUUAUCCUCCUCAUCUCUGUCCAAAAAAACACAAUAAAACCCAAAAACCAAGUAAAUAAGUUAAAUGAAAGUGGAGAGGAAAAAUUGAAGUGUACAAGCUAAAUGGUUUUAAAUGGUUUUGAGAUAGGAUCAACACCUGAGCUCAUAUAAGUGUUAAUUUGUCAGGGUCAGAUCGUGGAGGACUCAUUUUAAUUAAUGGAGGUUAAUUUGAAUAACAUCUGUUGUCAGUCCUCCUAAGUACCCCAUUUGAAUUGCAUUACUCCUUCUCUUAUGACCCGAGGCUCUCCAAGAUUAAUCCCAUUUCAUUUUUAUGGGUUGUCUAUGAGCUCAAAUAUACCAGAGACCUUGGCUGUUUCAUUCAAAAUGUGAGCUAGUGAAAAAUGAGUUGAAAUAACAUAUAUGGGCUUUUAAAAACUAUAUAUUAAAAGAAAAAACUUUUAUAUUGUUUAAUCAGUGUUAUUUCUGAUAGGAUUAUAUCUUUAAAAUGGAAAUGAGUUGAUUUCCCCUCAUCUUCCACCUCAGCUGGGUAUAAUUAAUUAUAUUCAGUUUAUGGAUGAGAGAACAGAAGCUCUGAGCUCAGUUGGCAAACCAUGCAAGAUCAUGUUAAAUGUCUUCAAAUGAAUAUACACCAUUUAAGCUCUGCAAUAAAUCAGCCGGUGAGUUCUCUUGUAUAUUUCAGCUGCGCUGUUCUAAACUUAAUUAUAGCUUACUCACUUGAAAUGACUAUUUAGUUGGUACAUGCAGUUAAAAAUGCGCCUCUGAACGCCUCCUUGGUGUGACUGACAUUCUUGGGGGUCAAAGCAAGGGCGUAGGUUUGAUUUCAGCUUUGGUAGGGACACUAUUGGUCU